Messenger RNA from Elephantulus edwardii (Cape elephant shrew), 1419 nucleotides. It is a transcript of the gene CARNMT1, whose product is annotated as chromosome unknown open reading frame, human C9orf41. Bases 1 to 1194 code for a protein of 397 amino acids. Gene Ontology annotation, molecular function: S-adenosylmethionine-dependent methyltransferase activity. NCBI's taxonomy places the organism in Eukaryota, Metazoa, Chordata, Mammalia, Macroscelidea, Macroscelididae. The transcript is spliced from 8 exons. The record is from RefSeq and is a predicted model, not a curated record.
AUGCAGCGACGGCGGCGCCCUCCGCCGCCCUCCUCGCCGCUGAGCGAUGGCGGCGCGGGCGGGGGUCCCGGCUGCGGCGGGAGCGAGGAGGUGGAAGUGCCUUCGGAGGCGGCCGCGCGCAGCACUGAGGAGGAGGAGGAGCGGCUUGAGCGCGAGCACUUCUGGAAGAUCAUUAAUGCCUUCCGCUACUACGGCACCAGUAUGCAUGAGCGAGUGCACCGAACAGAAAGACAGUUUCGAUCACUUCCUGAUAAUCAACAGAAACUGCUUCCUCAGUUUCCUCUUCACUUGGACAAGAUCCGGAAUUGCAUUGACCAUAAUCAAGAAAUACUACUGACCAUUGUGAAUGAUUGCAUACAUAUGUUUGAAAAUAAAGAAUAUGGAGAAGAUGGGAAUGGAAAGAUUAUGCCGGCAUCUACAUUUGACAUGGAUAAAUUGAAAUCCACAUUAAAACAGUUUGUGAGAGACUGGAGUGAAACUGGGAAAGCAGAGAGGGAUGCCUGCUACCAGCCAAUCAUUAAAGAAAUAUUAAAAAAUUUUCCAAAAGAAAGAUGGGAUCCUUCUAAAGUUAAUAUUCUGGUACCUGGUGCUGGACUAGGAAGACUGGCCUGGGAAAUAGCUAUGCUAGGUUAUGCUUGUCAAGGAAAUGAAUGGAGUUUUUUUAUGCUCUUUUCUUCCAACUUUGUACUCAACAGGUGUUCUGAAAUUAAUAAAUAUAAGCUUUAUCCUUGGAUCCAUCAGUUUAGCAAUAACCGGAGAUCAGCUGAUCAGAUUCGACCAAUUUUCUUCCCUGAUGUUGACCCCCACAGUCUUCCUCCUGGUUCUAACUUUUCUAUGACAGCAGGAGAUUUUCAGGAAAUAUAUUCAGAAUGCAACACCUGGGACUGUAUUGCUACUUGUUUCUUCAUUGAUACAGCUCACAAUGUAAUUGAUUAUAUUGAUACUAUAUGGAAAAUACUCAAGCCAGGUGGAAUUUGGAUAAAUCUAGGUCCUCUGCUGUACCAUUUUGAAAAUUUGGCAAAUGAACUUUCUAUAGAAUUGAGCUAUGAGGAUAUAAAAAAUGUUGUUCUGCAGUAUGGAUUCCAGAUAGAGGUGGAAAAAGAAUCUGUCUUGUCAACAUAUACUGUGAACGAUCUCUCCAUGAUGAAAUACUACUAUGAAUGUGUCUUGUUUGUUGUACGGAAACCACAGUAAUUGCCUCAAGUGAUAUCACCAGGAAAAAAAGUAUAAUAAGAGCAAAUGCUGAAAUAUAGAACUCAAAAUCAUCUAUCAGUAAGGACAAGACCUCAAAUCAGUGGUGCCUUCUUAUUCUUAAAAUAAUUUAGAAAAUAGCAUCUAUUUUCUUAAUAUGUGUCUAUUGCUUUUUUCAGAAAUAAACUAUGCCAUGCAUAUUUGUACUACACAAGUGAACAUGGAGGA